Molecule: messenger RNA, 420 nt
Organism: Macrosiphum euphorbiae (potato aphid)
Lineage: Eukaryota; Metazoa; Arthropoda; Insecta; Hemiptera; Aphididae
Source: the annotation of a GenBank genome assembly
AUGGUAACAAUAGCGAUAACAAUGUAUAAUUAUUAUAGUCGUGAGUUUUCCCCUCGAGAAAGCCGUGGACAUUGGUGCGGAGGAAAAACGGCCGAGAAAAAGAACCGCGACUCGUCGGCGACGAGUUUUUCGGUGGCCGUCAACAAGUGGCGAGCGGACGGUCGAGCAGGUGAUGGAGGUGAUGGUGACGACGAUGGCGGCGGUGACGGAGCGACUACGUGGUUCGGACACCGCGGAAGACCGGCGGCGGUGACGAGAUGUCGCAUGGUUCCGCGACCCGGAAGACGAACGGGAAGUAACGCGAGAACGGUGCGACGGCGACUCGCGACCGGUGCGGUGUGCGUGCGCGCGGCGAAACGGCCCCCAGCUGUCUGCGGGCACGGAGCGCCGGUUUGCGUAUUAUUAUUAUUAUUUUCGUAA